Molecule: messenger RNA, 1068 nt
Organism: Aspergillus vadensis CBS 113365
Lineage: Eukaryota; Fungi; Ascomycota; Eurotiomycetes; Eurotiales; Aspergillaceae
Exons: 5
Coding region: 1-840 (279 amino acids)
Source: RefSeq, a predicted model, not a curated record
AUGACGCCGACUGCUGGCGAGCAUCCUAGAGACACGGACAUUCUUGUCGUGGAGGCAUGGGGACAAGGAUUGCUGGUGGGCUCCCUCAUUCUCAUGACCGCCAUCACCGCGGCCAACAUGAAGAAAGAGGUACUGCUGCACAAACUUAUCGUAGCAGAGCUCGCCCUGGCCCUUGGACACGGAACGUUCAUCUUUCUCCAUGCGCCUGCCCAGGGCUGGUAUCUUUCGGCCACGGCCGUCGGCCUCACGAUUUCGCACACCCUCCACAACGUAAUCGCAUGGAUGAAGAUUCGCGGAUUUUUCACCUCCUGGGGCACGCGACUGUAUCUGAUCAGCUUGCUGGCGGCCCAGCCGUACUGGGUUAUUGAAAUCUACGCCAACUUUACCUUUUCAAAUCGGGGCCAGGCCUUAUAUACCACCACUCGGCCACUCGAGCCGCUGUUUCGGGACCCGUGGUGGAUCUUCACCACCUGCUUUCUCCUGUACAUCAUCCAGCGUGGGUAUGGGUGUUCGCUGAUGCAGUUGAUCCGCAUCAGCCCACGUUUCGGCGUCAUGCUCUUGUUCAUGGUGAUCUCCAGUAAUCGCCUAGGUUACCCCCCGGGCAUGGAGCCGUUUUCGAAGCUGGCGUUUGUAUUCAAGUGCUUGAGCGACACCAUCAUCUUGGAUGACUUUAGGAGCACCCUGGAUCGACUGCGCUACCACCAUCACCCGGAUGUCCUGCCACUGCAGGAGCCCGACACGCAUGCUCGCGGUCGGAGAACAAAUAAGCUUGUGGACAGUGUACCUGAAGCGUCUGUCAAACGCCCUGAUCCAGUAUGUCGUCCACCUGACAUGGUGUAAAGCCUGGAGUAUCGUGUGUCGGCGCCAACGGGCACGGCACAAGCUGAAUAUGCAUGCUGGAUCUCCUGAGUGCAUAGCCGCUGCGCGUGAGGACGGGGUUUUGUUUUUUACCCUUUUCGGUUGAACAUGUUAGACCCUUCAGUAGGCAGUUGGGAGGUUACCCUUCUGGAACAAUGUAUAUAAUGGUGACCAUGUACAACUAGUUGGGAGGAACAGGAGAAAACAUGG